AUGAGGAGCUCGACUAAGCUGCUCUUGGGCAGCAUGAUACAAGGGUCAGUACACAGUCUCGUUACGCAAGAGAUGUGUAUGAUGGAUCACGAAGAUCGAUUGGAAUGUUCGCUGAACCCGGAAAUUACGAGGAACGAAUGUCUCCAACUCGAUUGCUGCUUUGACUCGCACGUUCCUGCUGGGACACCACACUGCUACUUCGCCAUGAUGGAAGAGGACGAAGACGUAACUGAUGAAGCUGAGUUGCUGGCCAUUCCUCUCGCACAGGCUAGCGGUAGUUACAGGCCUCCUCAAGAAGAAGAGGAAGAAGAAGCCGAGCAGCUGGUUGAGAAAGCCGUGUUUCUAGGAGAGCAAGAGCUUACAUGCGAUAUCAAUGUGAAAGAAGCAACCAGAUGUGGCCGUCGUGGAGUCCCAAAAACUCAAUGUGAACGAAUCGGUUGUUGCUGGAAUCUCGCUUGGGUCCCCGGUGGCUCAGAAGGACCACGAUGUUUCAAAAAAGAGGUAGCCGACGCUGAACAUUCUUACAACAAUGGAAAGCGAGAAGAAGCCUUUGAGGAUCUUCCUGCACAUUUGCGUGUUCCUCUUGAACCUGAAGAACAAACUCCAUCUUCUGUAGCUGAUUUCCUCGUUCAAAAUCUUGCUGCUAAGAAAGCGCAUUUAGCGGAACACUCAUGCGUUCCAAACCAUUCACAACUCAUGUGCUUACAGGGCGUCGAAGAACGAGAAAAAUGUGACAUCAAGGAAGCUCUGGAUCUCGGUAUACCCGCUUGCAAUGCUUGCAUAGACCAAGGAUGUUGCUUCGAUCCUGAACCAAAAAUUAUGAACGGGCAGAUCUACCCGCUGUGUUUUAGACGAGGCCCGAUCGAUGAGGACCUUGCAGCUGAUUUUGACAUCGGGCUUACGACAGAAAUUCCGCCCAUCGACGAUAAUGAGUUUUUCGAUUUGAUCAAUAUGCUCGAAAAUGCGCGAGGCGGUGAGGACUCGGAAGAUACUCCUGUUGAAGCUGAACCGGUUGAGGAGACGCCGGAAGAAAGAGAACGACGACUUCGUUUCGAACGAUGGCAAGAAAUCCAAGGAAAACUCGGCAUGGUUGAUGAUGUCCGAGGAGAGAUCGGUAUGGGCGAACUUAACAAUCCUUCCAGCUUGAUUCAAUUUACCGGUCACCCGAAUCUUCCCGGCGCAGGAAACGACUUCCGUCAGCAACAGAAAAGUGUUGACCAGAUAGUCAACGAACUUGAGAAGCAACGAGAAGUCGAUCUCCGAGAUAUGCUUCCCCAGAGAACCGUUGCAGAGGGAUGGCAGACACCAGAUAGACAGUCGGCAGCGCUAAAUUUGAAAGAUCUUAUCAACGAGAUCGGCGAGGACCAGAAAACAUCUCCUGCGACACGCCCAACUACAACAACGACGACCACAACAACUACUCGUGUGAUGCCGACACGGCCAGUUAUCUCAAACAAUCCAGUUGAAGCUUACAAAAUGCAGCUUGUCAAUCAAUACGUUCAAUCGAAGAAAUCCCAACUUAUCAGAGAAGGAUACAGAGGCGACCAGUUGAACGCCGAGUUGGCAAAAUGGCAGUCAACUUACGAAGCGAGAUUCGGCGUUGCGAAGCCCACAAAUAUGCCACUUGUCCCAAGUUCAAUUGCAGUAACCACCACGACCAGUACAACGACAACAACUACAACGCAGUCGCCAAUUAAUCAACAGAAACAGUUGCUUGAGACCAAAUUGGAGCAGAUGCGAGCCUUUUUGAUUUCACAGGGAUACAACGGCGAAGCUUUAGACUUAGAAAUGAGUCGCCAGAGAAAUCUUUUCUCGAAAGCUCUUGGCAUCACUCCUGACACCACUAUGUCUACAACAACCACCACGACGAAAGCGCCAACUCCACCACCUGGAAUGGAGCUCCCUACUCAGAGCGACGAUAAGUGCUGGCCCGAAGAAUGCGGAAAUCCAGUAGAAUUGAAUGCUAACCUAAAGAAGAUUGUCGGUGGUGUCGACGCUGGAUCUAUUAAAUACUGGCCAUGGCAAGCGUCUCUCAGACGAUCAUACACUGACGAGCCAUCCUUCUUGCAUCACUGUGGAGCCACACUCAUUCAGAAACAGUGGAUCCUUACUGCCGCUCAUUGUUUCAUUCGAUACAAGCGAAAACGCGAGAUCGACACCCGAAUGAUGGAACCAGACAGCUCUCGAUUUUUGGUUCACCUUGGUCGAUAUGACAAGAAUUCAUUCGAGAUGAACAUGCAGCCUCGAGCUCUUUCUUAUUUCGUCGCUCAUCCGGGUUUCCAGCCAUGGGUAGGAAACCAACAACACGAUAUUGCGCUCGCGCGACUUCACAAACCAGUAGAGAUUACUAGCUACGUAAAACCAGCUUGUCUUCCAAAGUUCGUUCCUCCUGUUGAUGGAAAACUCUACAUUACCGGCUGGGGCAGCACUAAAUCUGUCGGUCCUUCUUCUCAGCGACUCAAGGAAAUUGUCCUUCCUUUGGCUUCUCAAGAAACUUGCCGAGACGAAUGGAGAGGCUAUUUCAAUGAUGGUUGGAUCUGUACCGACCCUGGUUUGAACGAAGACGCUUGUCAGGGUGACUCUGGUGGGCCCGCUGUUUACUUCGAUCAGUUCUCCAAGUCUUUCGCUGUUGUCGGUGUCACUAUCGCUGGCUCUGACACGUGCUCGACGUCAUCAGCCACUGUUAAGGCUGGAGUAUACAGUAACGUUGUCCAUUACAGAAAGUUCAUCGACGAAGUGACUCAAUUCGGCUGUCGGUAG
Oikopleura dioica is the source of this 2760-nucleotide messenger RNA. Lineage: Eukaryota; Metazoa; Chordata; Appendicularia; Copelata; Oikopleuridae. The record is from the annotation of a GenBank genome assembly.